AUGGAUCCUUCCUCUGCUCCGCUGGCAGAUUAUUUUUGGAUCGCUGGCAUCGAUUCCAUAUCUUACACCGACCCUGUCCUGGGAGGUCCCAACCUGUGGGAGAAAGCUGCCAAUGGCGCAGGGCCACCCUCACCAGGAGUCGAUGCGACCAUCGAGGAAGGCAGCGAAGGAGAAGCAGCUUCCUCUCCACCUCCUCGAGCUACCGCCCGCCAUUCUCGCAACAAUUCUUGGAACAAACUGGGCAAGGUGCCCAGCGAUGUACGGAACUCAAUACAGAGUCUAGAGGAUAUUGGGAACACGCAGAGCAACAGGAGCAGCAUUACGAUCAAGGCCCCGACUACGAAUGGCAACGCCAAUGGCAAUAGGGACAGCGUGUUGGGCGAUUUCGACUUUGACCGGGCGCUGGUCAAGUUUGCAAAUGAGAGGGAGAAUUUCCUGGACGAUUUAAGCUUCAGCGCCGGCGCUCCCAUACAGAAACCUCCGCCAAUGACAAACCCGAGGGCAGAUAGGAUUAGAAUUGAGGAUACACUGGAGACAAAUGGAUCUGGCUCUGGAAUGGGCAGGAGAAGCCCUCUGAGAAGUGUGGGAGGUAGCAUUCGACGGAGGAUCAGUUUUAGAGAUAUGAGCAGUAUGAAGCGGCAGCCCUCGAUGGUUCAGAGAACAACCUCUGUAAGGACCUCGAGACGCUUGAGUAACUACAAUUCCGUCAUCCCACCGCCCGAACCUCUCAAUGCGGAUCCCGAGAUGCAUCCUCUGAAGCGCCGCUUCGAACCAGUCUUGCUUGACCGGUAUCCCCCGAAACAUGCUACAGACGAACUGAAGCGGAGGGGCAGAUUUCCGGAUUACGUGCCAAUGUUUGCAUUUCCAAAUGAUAUUAACAUAGUUUCCGCGGACGAGAGACCUCGCUCAACGUGGCAUGGAUUUGCAAUGACAGGCGACGACAACUCUAAAAUUUACGGCAUUACGGUCAUUGUGUGGAUGCCAUUGAACCCAGAUGCUGCCGAGAACGUUGAGAGAAGAUGUGAACAGUGGAGACAGAGUCAUAUGACGAACGAGGAGAGAGAGCUGGCAGCUAGCUUGGGCGAGCGACUUGCUUCUGAGAGAGCAAAUCUGUCACAAUUACUUGCCAAACUACCCGGCGUGGCAUCUGGAUCUCCAGCCAGAGAAUCGUUGGAGGAAGAAAUCAGUGCUGUGGAAGAGAAGAUCGGUCUGAUGACUGACAUGUUGCGACCUGUCAGACACGGCGCAGCUGCUAAGAUUGAUGGGCUCACAGAUGGCGAGACUGGACUUUGGACACCGCGAGCAUAUGGAAUUUUGGGUCGAGAUGCUAGCUUGACCAGCUUUUGGAAAGAGUGGCUCAGAGCCGUCGUUGUUCCCAUGACUGACGGAGGCGUCUUGAGAGUUCCACCAAGUUCUCCUAAAGUCGGAAGAUGGCAGCCGUUGGAGAGAUAUGUGGUCAAUCUAUGCACAGAAGCACUAAGCCCAAUAUCCAGCAAGACCCAGGUUGAGCUUGCCGUCAGAGAGUUACGGUUAUUUGCUCGCAAAGAGGCAGUGAAUGAGCUACCCGAGUCGAGGAAUACUGAUCUCUACGCCUUGUUCAGAUCUCUCAGCAUUCCAAAUAUCGUGGCCCUUUUCGAAUUUGCGCUGUCAGAGUCAAGAAUAAUAUUCCUUUCGUCACACACUGCCAUGUUGCAUCUUGCAAGCAAAGCAUUGGCCAGUUUGCUGUAUCCGCUUAAAUGGGCAAGCAUAUUCAUCCCAGUCUUGCCGGCCAGACUGCUGUCUGCCUUAGAAGCACCAUGUCCUUACAUAGUUGGGAUCGAAAGACGAUAUGAAAUCAUCGAGCUGCCCGAGGAGGAUUAUGUUUUGGUCGAUCUGGAUCAGGACAUCAUUGAGGCGUCUGGCCCACCUACCACUUUACCUCGGCAACAACGCCGCAAAUUGGUGUCACUUCUCCAGCUUGCUGCUCCUCAUCAUAAUCGUUGUGGUGUACCGACCGGGCCUCCACCGUAUGCCAUCGAGACCUACCCGUACGAUGCAUUCUCUUCUGAGAACGAUGCAAUUUACACCCAAAAUGCACCUCUAAGCUCUCUUGGAAAGUUUGUUAGUCAAAACUCAGCAACGUUCGGGGACCCAGAUCCAGCAACUUCGAAGAGAGCAUCCGUCUUCAAUGCUUUCUUGCAGUCAAAGAACGACCACAGUCGAGUUGAGAGGCCUACGACAAGUCGAUCGAGUAAAACAAGUCCUCCUAAUUCAGUCUCACCACUAUCUGGUCACUUCCCUGUGCCCACAACCCCUGUUUCCAGAAAUGACUCUGCAUUCGCCCUGACAGCUACGUUGAGAGAGAAGAGAUCAGGUCACUUUGAUGGAACCUCUAGACGCAGCUCAUCCUUUGGUGUCGACCGUCAACCAACUCUUCGUCGACCGAGCAUUCCGUUCAGCAACGGCCACUCUUCAAGUCUUUCGACUUCUGCUUUGUCGAUCGAUGCUAAGUCAACAUACGGAUAUGCGCCAUCAACAUAUGCCGCCUCCACACUUGCAGCAUCUACGAUCAUGCCAAACAUGCUCAUGCAGCCGGUACGAAACACCGACACCACGGUGUGGGUUGAGGGACACUAUUUUGUAUGGCAACGGAAUGAUACAGCAUCGGUUUGUUCGAUAUGUGAUGACAAGCCCGAGGGUGAUGGAAUUUACAAGUGCAACAGUUGCAGCACAGUCUCUCAUGGUCGGUGCUUGGGUCACGUCUCACUAGUCUGCCCAUCCGCAUUCCAUCCUGACAGGGUUCGCGCCUCGUUUGUGAGAUGCUUCUCGAGUCUGUUCUAUACCUACAGAAAGUAUUUGAAUAGGCCAACCAAAGAUCAAAAAAGCAGCGGCCAGCUCUACGGUUUUGAUAUGGACGGGUUCAUGAAGAGUUUGCCACACGAGCAGCAGGAAUACACAGCUAUGUUGAAGCAGACGCAAGCAUUUAACGAGUUCAUCCACGAACGUGAGACAACGCCUCCAAGCUCGCCCAGUAUCCAACUCUUCGACAGCAUCAUUCUCGCCAAGAAAUCACGCGGUCGGACUUCGUUCUUCUCGAAAGGGUCCAAGUCUACUUCAUUCCUUGAAGAUACCUCGGAGCACCUUUGGAGAAGCGCGGCAGUGCCUACACCCAGCGCGAAGUUUCCUGGUGAUUACAGAAGCGUGGUGUCACGAAUCCCAGCACAGCUGGAUGUAGCACUUAUGCGAGAGCCGAGAGUCAUUCAAGGCGUGCCGAGGAUGGAUAUGCCUGGCAAGCGGGUGGGUCGGAAAGCCGUUCCCAGUCUUCUACGGUAG
Messenger RNA from Cadophora gregata, 3312 nucleotides. RefSeq lists its product as uncharacterized. NCBI's taxonomy places the organism in Eukaryota, Fungi, Ascomycota, Leotiomycetes, Helotiales, Ploettnerulaceae. The record is from RefSeq and is a predicted model, not a curated record. The coding region runs from base 1 to 3312 and encodes 1103 amino acids. The transcript is spliced from 3 exons. Gene Ontology annotation, cellular component: cytoplasmic vesicle. Gene Ontology annotation, biological process: regulation of Rab protein signal transduction.